UGUGGCUGGAACUUGGCUCGGUUGCUGUCAUUGCUGCAGGGGUCCGGACGGGUGUGAGGCGAGACGGCAAUGGCAUGACAGACGGCUUGAGGACGGUGGUGGACGGUAAGGUUGUGCUUUUUCGAUCAUGAUUCUGGCGUGAACCUCACCAUCAAGCCAACCAUCUCAAGCCUGGUGUCUUCGAGUCGUGGAUGGUAACAACGAAAGGUAGACUUGCCCAAUAGGAAUUGAUUCUUACGAACCAAGCAUGGUAGCAAGAAGCACAACAUCUGGCGACGGAGGCGCAGGCCUUACUCUCACCAAGUCCGGCGUCAACAACCCCAAUCCAAUCCAACAUGGCGGCAUGGGCCAAGCAGAGCGAGCGUUCAGCGCCGCGUCGACGUUCCUGUCCGGGCUCCUCGCCAUCUCUGCCUCCCAGUUUAUAGGUGCGCCGCUUAAGCUUGUCGACCCUAAGGCCUACGAUGGCUACAUGGCGUGGACUAAGGAGUCCUUUGCCGUGCUAAUGACAACCAUCACGCAAUGGUGGGCGCCGACGGUUGUUAGGGUCAGUGGCGAUGACAGUAUGAAAGGCCAGCUCUUCCAAAUGGACGACGGGACGCUGAAAUGCAACUUCCCGCACCGCAUGGUUCUGAUGGCCAACCAUCAACUCUACACGGAUUGGUUGUACCUUUGGUGGAUCGCGUAUACCAACAAGAUGCACGGUCGCAUCUACAUCAUUCUGAAGGAAAGCAUGAAACAACUACCAAUCUUCGGGUGGGGUGCACAGUUCUAUAACUUCAUCUUUCUCAGCCGUAAGUGGGAGACCGAUCGGUGGCGCUUCAAGUCUGCGUUGAGCCAUCUGAAGAAUCCGGAAGAUCCAAUGUGGCUGCUCAUCUUUCCGGAGGGCACCAAUCUCUCCGCCGUCACCAGGGAGAAAUCAGCCGCGUGGGCGAAAAAGUCUGGUAUUCCGGACAUGAAGAAUCAGCUUCUACCCAGGACGACGGGACUUCAGUUCAUCCUGCAGGAGCUGAAGCAUUCGACAAACUGGCUGUAUGACUGCACGGUAGCAUACGAGGGUGUGCCCAAGGGCGAGUAUGGUCAGGACAUCUUCACACUGCGGUCUUCGUUCUUCGAAGGCCGACCGCCAAAGAGUGUCAACAUGUUUUGGCGUAGAUACAGAAUCAGUGACAUUCCUCUCGACAACGACCAAGCGUUUGGUCGGUGGUUGAUGAACCGGUGGAGGGAGAAGGAUUACAUCCUCGAGUACUACUACAAGUUCAAAAACUUCCCUGCGGAUGAUCCGGUCUCCGCGAUGCAGGCUGUGGAAGGCAAGAAGGAGCCCAAUCACGCCAAGAUGAUCAGCACGGAAGUAAAGGGUGGCGGCUGGGAUGAGUUCCUGAGCAUCUUCGGUCCCAUCACCACUGCAGCAGGUGCAUUGAGCGCAGUUGACAUGACCGAGCCGCUCAAUUUCGACAACCUGUUAGCGAAGGUCGCAGAGCAGCAACAGCUGAAUCUUCUCGAUAUCGGCAAAGCACCGAUCGCGGCAACGAGCCAAGAGGCCAUCCGGAACGCCCUAAGAGCCGCCAACGCCCAUAGUCCCCUGCCGUCAGGAGUUAUGGACAAGCUGUUGCAAGUUGCACCGCAAACACAAGAACAAAUGCAGAAGACUCUCGCAUCCUCCGGCAAUGCCGAAGUAGCGAAGAAAGCGUCCCAGGCGCCCGCGGCGAAGGGCCAGGUAUCCUCCGCAACGCAGCAGAACAUUAUGCGAGUCGCGCAACAAGUUCAGCAGAACAUCGCUCGAGCAGCUCCGCCGGCGCGGAAAGCGAACAGCGUGUCGUCCAUACCAGUGGGAGGCGAAGCAGCGAACACCACGCGGAGAUCUUCUGUUAACCCUGCUGCAAGCAUGCAAAAAGCCAUGCCGAUGGCGAAUAUGCAGGCCAUGGUGACACGUCCACUAAGCACGAUGGCUAUUCAGACCGCCGCGGCAUCGGUCCGGAACGCUGCCGCGCAAAGGACAAGAGAAAAGGGUGCUGCGUUGCCGGGUCAAACGCCCCCUGCGGCGGCGAAGAAGGCACAGUCGGGUGCUUCAGUAUCGAAUGGCGUUAAGAGGCCGGAGGGUAAGGCGAAGCUUUCACCGGAUGCAGAGGCUGCUAUCAAGCAGGCGGUCGCUGCUAAGGCGAACAAAGAGCGCGCGGAGAAGAAGAAGGUACAGCCUUUGACCGCGGCGAAUCUGGCCGCUGCGUCGACCAAGCGGUCGGCGGGUUCAAAACCCAUUGGUACGCAGAAGUAUGUGGAUGGGCGGAAGGUGAAGGCGUGAAACAGAAUGAUUUAGCCGUCAUUUGUAGCGUUCCGUACGUACUUACGCAAAACCUCUGGGCGAGUUUGCUAUCACCUACCUCAUUGCUUACUGCGCCCGGUUUCUCGCCGAGAUCUUUGUUGUUAUCAGUGACAAUGCUGAAGGUGAAGAGGAGUGUCGAUAUUGCAGCCCGGAAACAGAGAUGGCUGCCAACUUUCCCCUUCCUUGCGGAUCUGCAAGCAGUUGCAUGAAGCGAAGGGAGCUACAAGCUUGUAUGGC
Baudoinia panamericana UAMH 10762 is the source of this 2554-nucleotide messenger RNA. RefSeq lists its product as uncharacterized. NCBI's taxonomy places the organism in Eukaryota, Fungi, Ascomycota, Dothideomycetes, Mycosphaerellales, Teratosphaeriaceae. Gene Ontology annotation, cellular component: endomembrane system. The record is from RefSeq and is a predicted model, not a curated record. Bases 248 to 2296 code for a protein of 682 amino acids. Gene Ontology annotation, molecular function: acyltransferase activity. The transcript has a single exon.